Molecule: messenger RNA, 231 nt
Organism: Adineta ricciae
Lineage: Eukaryota; Metazoa; Rotifera; Eurotatoria; Adinetida; Adinetidae
Source: the annotation of a GenBank genome assembly
AUGCACGGAAAUCUUUUCAUGGUUCGCUGUACUUCUUGUUCUUCCCUUAAGAUUGGUACAUCAUCUGUUGUGUACCCAGCUGCUGGUUACGCAUCAAUUCUUGCUGAAAGAAAUGUUCCUGUUGUUGAAAUUAACAUCGAAACUACUCCAUCAACAUCCAUCGCAACUCAUCACUUUCACGGACCAGCAGCACAAAUUAUUCCUCAAUUAUUAUCAACAAAUCAGAAAUAA